Messenger RNA from Peniophora sp. CBMAI 1063, 315 nucleotides. The record is from the annotation of a GenBank genome assembly. Lineage: Eukaryota; Fungi; Basidiomycota; Agaricomycetes; Russulales; Peniophoraceae.
AUGUCUUACACUUCUGAGAACCCCAACAAGUCCAGCGGCCAGUACCACUCCACCAAGGGUACCGCUGUCGAGGCUAUUGGUAACCUCACCGGCGCACAAUCAUGGCAGCAGUCGGGCAAGGAGGAGCAUGCCGCGGGUGAGACGGAGUACAACGCGGCGCAGGCCAAGGGCUACGUCGAGGGUGUCGGCGAUCGUGUCGGCGGCAAGGUUGAUAGCGUUGCUGGCGCCGUUAAGGGCGACCAACAGCAACAAGCUUCCGGUAACAUCCGGCAUGAAGGCGGAAAGGCGAAGCAGGACAUCAACAAGCCCGAGUGA